Aspergillus puulaauensis is the source of this 1527-nucleotide messenger RNA. Its product is annotated as allantoinase alX. Lineage: Eukaryota; Fungi; Ascomycota; Eurotiomycetes; Eurotiales; Aspergillaceae. Gene Ontology annotation, molecular function: allantoinase activity. Gene Ontology annotation, cellular component: cytoplasm. The transcript has 2 exons. The record is from RefSeq and is a predicted model, not a curated record. The coding region runs from base 1 to 1527 and encodes 508 amino acids. Gene Ontology annotation, biological process: purine nucleobase catabolic process.
AUGGAUGCCGACAUCCCGUCCAUUGCCGUCUUCACCUCGUCGCGCGCCGUCGUCGGCGGCCGUCUGACCUCUGCCACCCUCGUUGUCUCGCGCACCACCGGCAAGAUCACCGCCGUCUUCGAUUCCGUCAUCCCCGCCUCCGACUUCCCUGACGGCACCCCCUAUACUGACUUCUCUCCGUAUGUGCUGCUCCCCGGUCUGGUUGAUGCUCACGUCCACCUCAACGAGCCUGGACGCACCGAAUGGGAAGGCUUCUAUACAGGCACCCAGGCCGCUGCCUUUGGCGGUGUCACCACCGUCGUUGACAUGCCGCUCAAUGCCAUCCCUCCAACCACCACAGUCGACAACCUCAAGGUCAAGCUUCAGGCUGCCGAGGGCAAGUGCUGGGUCGAUGUUGGCUUCUAUGGCGGCAUCAUCCCCGGCAACGCUGGCGAGCUCAAGGCGCUAGUCCGCGAGGGCGUCUGCGGCUUUAAAGGAUUCCUUAUCGACAGUGGGGUUGAUGAAUUCCCCGCUGUCUCGUCAGAAGACGUCCGAAAGGCCAUGCUUGAACUGGCCGAUGAGCCCACCACGCUCAUGUUCCACGCCGAGAUGGUCCCACCCAAGAACCCAUCUGAAUCCCCGGACGUCAUGCCCGAGGGUGCCCCGGAGUCAUACUCCACCUUCCUGGCCUCUCGCCCUUCAGACUAUGAGACCUGUGCCGUAGAGGAGAUCCUCUCCCUAUCCCACCUGGCCCCCAACCUCCCUCUGCACAUCGUCCACCUCUCCGCCAUGGAGGCCAUACCUCUCCUGCGCAAGGCCCGCGCCGAGGGCAUCCCCAUCACCGCCGAGACCUGCUACCACUACCUCUCCCUGGCCGCCGAGGAGAUCCGCGACGGCGACACCCGCCACAAGUGCUGCCCGCCCAUCCGGUCCCAGAACAACCAGGACGCCCUGUGGGCCGAACUCGAGCGCCACGCCGAACCCGACGGCGUCAUCAAAACAAUCGUCUCAGACCACUCCCCCUGCACGCCCAUCCUCAAGCUCCUCCCCUCGCACAUCCCAGGCCACAGCACCGAAACCCCAACCGCCACAACCAACCCGGCCACCAACGCCGUCAUCAACGAGGGCUCCUUCCUCUCCGCCUGGGGUGGCAUCUCCUCCGUCGGCCUCGGCCUCCCAAUCCUUUGGUCCGAGCUGUCCCGCCGCAAGGGCCUCUCCUCAUCAGACACCACAGCAACCAAGCAAGCCCUCCAGGACAUCGUGCGCCUCUGCUGCGCCAACACCGCCGCCCAGGUCGGCCUGCACAAGUCCAAGGGCGACCUAGUCCCAGGCUUCGACGCAGACUUCUGUGUCUUCGACGAUACCGCCGAGUGGGUCGUUGAGCCGAGCACCAUGCUCUUCCGCAACAAGUGCUCGCCGUACCAGGGCCGCACCAUGCGUGGUAUGGUCCGCGAGACCUGGCUGCGCGGCGAAAAGAUCUUUAACCGCGCUGAUGGGUUCUGUGUCAAGGCGCCUUCGGGCUCGUUGCUUUUGGAGAAACGGGUUUGA